Messenger RNA from Fusarium poae, 906 nucleotides. RefSeq lists its product as uncharacterized. The transcript has a single exon. The record is from RefSeq and is a predicted model, not a curated record. NCBI's taxonomy places the organism in Eukaryota, Fungi, Ascomycota, Sordariomycetes, Hypocreales, Nectriaceae. The coding region runs from base 1 to 906 and encodes 301 amino acids. Gene Ontology annotation, molecular function: oxidoreductase activity.
AUGACUACCGGCGUCUUUCACUACAUCGAUCCGACAUCAAGCGUUGAUGCCAGCGGCAACAGAGUCAAGCCCUGGGCAAAGGUCGACGUUGACCAAACUUCAUUUCAGCGCAAGCUUGUCAAGCGCGAAGUAGUCGAUAUUCGCAACGCAGCCAGUCUCAAAGCUUUUGAUGUUGAUCUCUCUGGGUUCGACGUUUUCAAGUCACCCGCCAAGGAAACCGAGUUCACCGAUGAUUCGGCCGUGAGGAACGGUUACUACGGCGAGGUUGACGCGCUUCUGAAGGAGAGGAUCCCGGGUAUCAAGAAAAUCGUCAUUUUUGAUCACACGAUUCGCCGACGAGAAAAGAGCAGCCCAAGACAGCCAGUACAACAAGUCCACGUUGAUCAAACGCCCGGCGCGGCUGAAGCCCGUGUCCGACGGCACGCCGACCCAUCCGAGGCAGAGGAGCUUCUCAAAGGCCGCUACCAAAUCAUCAACGUCUGGCGACCCAUCGGCCACCCCGCUACCGACUUUCCUCUCGCUGUGAUUGACUACCGAAGCACCAAGCCAGAGGACAUGAUCAAGGUCGAUCUUCUGUACCCCAACCGUAAUGACAACGAUGACGAUGACCGUGGAAAGGAGGUCUUGCCUGAUGAAGCGACCCUGAGAUCUACAGAGGGAUACACUGUCAAAGGGGAGACCUAUUCAGUUGCAGCAAACGAUGAGCACAGGCUGUACUACGCCAAGGAUAUGACACCUGACGAGGUUAUGCUGAUCAAGUGCUUUGACUCCAAGAGUGAAGUUCAUGAGGGAGGCCAGCAUGGUAUCGCUGGAUAUACACCUCAUACUGCGUUUGUGGACCCUGAUACACCGGAAGAUGCUCCUGGACGACAGAGCAUCGAGGUUCGUUGCUUGGUCUUCUACUAA